Molecule: messenger RNA, 889 nt
Organism: Rhopalosiphum maidis (corn leaf aphid)
Lineage: Eukaryota; Metazoa; Arthropoda; Insecta; Hemiptera; Aphididae
Exons: 5
Coding region: 1-786 (261 amino acids)
Source: RefSeq, a predicted model, not a curated record
AUGAAAGAUGUACAAAACGAUCAAAAAGAUACUGAAAAUUGCUUGAAAACUCAAUACAUUGAUAAACAAGACAAAUGUAACAAAGAAAAAAUAGAAUGUCUUCAUGCUGAAAGUAUAAUAAAAAAUGAAAAAAAUCGAAAAAGUGACAAUUUUCAAAUGUAUGAAGAAGCUACACGCAUUGCUAAACACGAAAAAUGUAACAAAGAAAAAAUAGGAUGUCUCCACGCUGAGAGAAUAAUAAAAAAUGAAAAAAAUCGAAAAAGUGAUAAUUUCUACAAGUAUGAAGAAGAUCGCAUCAAAUUAUAUGGAAUGUUGGAUGGACUUAACGAUGAAAUUACAAAAAUAAAAGAUCUAUUUUCAAACCAUUUAAAUUCUAAUUCAUUUUGCAAUAAAAAUAGUAAAUAUAAUAACCAUAUUACUAAUCAAUCUAUUGAAAUGUCCGCUGGUGAAGACUUUAUUGAUAAUGAAGAAUGCCGGUCAACUAAAGAAAAUACAUUUGUCGAGCAAGCUAUUCAUAAAAACUCCACUGACCAUGACUUGUAUCCAAAAAAUAUAUUCAAUAAGAAUCAGAGUUUCUUAAAAGGAGUUUUUCAUGAUAAUGAGGAUGGUAUAAAUGCAUCACAAAAUAGGUAUACUCACCAAAAUGUAUAUCAACAAGAGAAAGAUGAUGAGUUUUAUCAGAUCCAAUUGUCAGACAUUAAAACUGAUAAUUUAAAUGUUGAACAUUUUUUCACAUGGCAUAACCCAUAUGUUUGUCAAUGUGGAAUGAUCUAUAAUACAAAUUAAUAAGUACAUUUAAAUUAAUUAUAUUUUUAUAAAUUUUAUAUUAUUUUUUCACUAAUAUUAUUUAGGAUUCCCGGAAAAAAGAACAAGUAAAAAAGAACGCGGA